This is a messenger RNA of Aspergillus fischeri NRRL 181, 1260 nucleotides long. Its product is annotated as 3-ketoacyl-coA thiolase peroxisomal A precursor. Gene Ontology annotation, molecular function: acetyl-CoA C-acyltransferase activity. Gene Ontology annotation, cellular component: peroxisome. The transcript has 3 exons. The record is from RefSeq and is a predicted model, not a curated record. Lineage: Eukaryota; Fungi; Ascomycota; Eurotiomycetes; Eurotiales; Aspergillaceae. Gene Ontology annotation, biological process: phenylacetate catabolic process; fatty acid beta-oxidation. The coding region runs from base 1 to 1260 and encodes 419 amino acids.
AUGUCUUCUGCUCAACAGCGUCUUUCUCAAGUCUCCUCCCACUUCACGUCGGGAGGCAAGAAGGGUGUCGCCGCCAUCACCGAGAAGCAUCCCGAUGAUAUCGUUGUCACAUGUGCCCUGCGUACUGCCCUGACCAAGGGUGGAAAGGGUGGUUUCAAGGAUACCGCUGCCGCUGAUCUGUUGGCCGGUGUUUUCAAGGGCGUCAUCGACCGCAGUGGCAUCGACCCCAAGGUGGUGGAAGAUGUUGCUGUUGGUUCCGUCCUUGCCCCUGGUGGCGGUGCCACCGAGUUCCGUGCUGCUGCCCUUGUUGCCGGCUUCCCCGAGUCGACUGCUGUCAAGAGCUUGAACAGACAGUGCUCCAGUGGUCUUCAGGCCAUUGUGGACAUGGCCAACGCGAUCAAGUCCGGCAUGAUUGAAGUUGGUAUUGGUGCAGGUGUGGAGAGCAUGUCCUCUCAGUACGGACCUGGUGCCGUUACCGAGUUCUCUGAGCUCCUCGAGAGCCACCCCGAGUCCGCCAACUGCAAGGUCCCCAUGGGUGUCUUGUCAGAACAGAUGGCUAAGGACCGUAACAUCUCUCGCGCCGUCCAAGAUGCUUUCGCUGCCUCUUCAUACCAGAAGGCUGUCAAGGCUCAGAAGGCCGGUCUCUUCAACGAGGAGAUUGUUCCUCUCCAGGUCAAGUGGACUGAUCCCAAGACCGGCGAGGAGAAGACCAUUACCGUCAAGGCCGACGAUGGCAUCCGUGACGGCAUCACCCCCGAGUCUCUCGGCAAGAUCCGUCCCGCUUUCGCCAAGGAUGGUUCCAUCCACGCCGGUAACGCCUCUCAGAUCUCCGACGGUGCUGCCGCCGUGCUGCUGAUGAAGCGUUCCACCGCUGAGCGCCUCGGCCAGAAGAUCAUCGGCAAGUAUGUUGCCGCCAGCGUUGUCGGUGUCAAGCCACUGCUCAUGGGUAUCGGCCCCUGGAAGGCCAUCCCCGUCGCCCUUGAGAAGGCUGGCAUCACCAAGGACGAGGUUGACAUCUAUGAGAUCAACGAGGCCUUUGCUUCCCAGUGUGUGUGGUGUGUCAACGAGCUUGGCCUGCCCCACGAGAAGAUCAACCCCAAGGGAGGUGCUAUCGCCUUUGGCCACCCUCUCGGCUGCACCGGUGCUAGGCAGAUCAGCACCCUUCUGACAGAGCUGAAGCGCACCAACAAGAAGGUCGGUGUCACCAGCAUGUGUGUGGGUACGGGUAUGGGUAUGGCCGCUGUCUGGGUCGCCGAAUAA